This is a messenger RNA of Drechmeria coniospora, 849 nucleotides long. RefSeq lists its product as uncharacterized. The coding region runs from base 1 to 849 and encodes 282 amino acids. Lineage: Eukaryota; Fungi; Ascomycota; Sordariomycetes; Hypocreales; Ophiocordycipitaceae. The transcript has a single exon. The record is from RefSeq and is a predicted model, not a curated record.
AUGACUGCCCACGUCCACCGAAGCAUCUGCAUGAGUCCCGUGCUUGCGCGCGACACGACCUGGAGCGGGCGGUCCACGGUGAGUGGAAAUGGUAUGUCUUUAUCGCCGUCAAGUAUCUUGCCCGCCUUGGCCGUUAGGAAAGUGACUUUUGGCGAGAUAGACGCCUACUUGCACCCACAUAUCUUCAUACCUUGCACGAAUCCAUGUAAUUCCGAGAAGGGUAUUUUAAUGCAAUACAACAAUACCAGCAAUAAUAACUACGACAAGUUGGCACGGCAAGCAUUUAAUGAGGAGUACUUGCUUGUCGAUGACGUCCAUCGUCCUGCCCACCCGACUACUCACGAACCCCAGUUGCACGCACAAGACAGUCCAAGCGAUGAACGCGGAACAGGCACCUGCCCGCACGGUGUCGGGACAUGCAUCGACAGUGGCCGUGCCGCCUCCGGUCCGGCGCCGUUCGCCUCGCCGCGGUCCUCGGACAAGCACGAGCGGGUCCAUCUCGCUUCCGAGCCCGUCCUCGGCCAUGCCGCCCCGGUGCCCUCGUCCCGUCUCGCGGCACCGGCACGGCCAUCGCCAGGUGUCGGUCGUGCGAAACGGCCCCCGGCGCAGAGGGUCGCCAAGCGUACCGCCGUGCUUGCGCCGUGCGGUACGCAGCCAGGUUCUCAUGAACUUGCACCGACUACCAAUGCGCAUCGACGAGCACCAGCCGCCACUUCCUGUGCACGUUUUGUGUCAAGGUGUCGUCGUGGCCAAGCGGUGGAGCAUACAUGGACGGAUUGUCCCAUCGUCGUCUUCACGCAUGCUAUCGCCUUCAUCCAUCGUCCUCUACCGCUUCCUACGCAUGUUUGA